Messenger RNA from Fusarium coffeatum, 1104 nucleotides. RefSeq lists its product as uncharacterized. Gene Ontology annotation, biological process: protein phosphorylation. NCBI's taxonomy places the organism in Eukaryota, Fungi, Ascomycota, Sordariomycetes, Hypocreales, Nectriaceae. The transcript has 3 exons. Gene Ontology annotation, molecular function: protein kinase activity. Bases 1 to 1104 code for a protein of 367 amino acids. The record is from RefSeq and is a predicted model, not a curated record.
AUGGCUGGCAGAAUUCGACAACCCGUCGAUGAGAAGGCUUUCGAAAAGUUCAUCUCUGAGAAUGUACCUGACAUCAAAACCCCGAUUGACCUCAAACAAUUUGGCUUUGGUCAAUCCAAUCCAACAUAUCAAAUCACCGCUUCUGAUGGCCAGCGCUUCGUGAUGCGCAAGAAGCCGCCUGGAAAGCUCCUCUCUAAGACAGCUCAUAAGGUCGAGCGUGAGUAUCGCAUCAUGCACGCUCUCGAGAACACUGAUGUCGCGGUCCCCAAGACUUAUUGUUUAUGCGAGGACGACUCGGUCAUCGGAACACCGUUUUACAUCAUGGAGUUUCUCGAUGGCCGCAUCUUUGAGGACUUCACCAUGCCUGGUGUAGAGCCUGCUGAACGUGAGGCUAUGUGGCGCGAUGCUGUGCUAACCCUGGCCCGGUUCCAUGCAGUUGAUUACAAGAAGGUUGGGCUGGAGAAGUUUGGCAAGCCCUCGGAUUUCUAUUCUCGACAGAUCAAUACGUGGGUUACUAUUUGCGGAAGUCAAGAGAAAGCUGUCGAUAUUGAGACUAAGGAACCAGUUGGGAAACUGCCGUACUUUGAAGAAACUGUGCGUUUCUUCAAGAACGAGCGACUGCAGCCCAAGGAUCGGGCGACGCUUGUACACGGCGAUUACAAGAUUGACAACCUGGUGUUUCAUAAGACCGAGCCAAGAGUGAUUGGAAUAUUAGAUUGGGAGAUGGCUACCAUCGGACAUCCUCUCUCCGACAUCUGCAACCUCCUUACCAACUUUUAUUCAGCCAAAGCCCCCGGCUCAACUCCAUACGACACAUCUGGCUUCCUGCCCGGUAGGACACCCGGUCUUCCACAGCCAGAGCAGAUUCUGGAGUGGUACACAGGGCAAAGCGGCUACGACGCCCGACCUGAGGUGCCAUGGGGCAUGUCCUUUAGCAUCUGGAAGCUGGCAGGUGUGUGUCAGGGUAUCGCGGCUCGUUAUGCACUGAGGCAGGCGAGCAGUGAGAAGGCGAGACAGCACGCUGAGACGAGGGGAUCUUUGGCCAAAUUUGCCUGGCAGUUGGCUAAAGAGGCUGGUGCUGAAGAGACAGCGGCAAAGCUGUAG